AUGGCUUUGGUGCAAUACUCUGAUACAGAGUCAGAUACAGAAGAAAGUGAGGAGAAAUCACCCAGACCAGCAAAGAAACCCCGUCACAACAGUUCGUCCGUCGAUGAUCAAGUAUCAUCUCUGCCCCCACUACCAAGUGCAUUUCGUGAUCUGUAUGCCUCGAGCACUCGCGUGAGUGUACGAGACGACCCGAGCCUUCAUGGAGGCCGUAAGCGUGUCAUUCCCCAUGUUGAAGGGAACUGGCCCACCCAUAUAUACCUAGAGUGGUAUCCGUCGAAAGCAGAACUCGCUGUCUUGGAUGGUAUAUUAUCACAGGUCGAAGUCAAGUUGGGAGGUUAUGCAGGAGAGAUCCAUAGCUUAUUAAGAAGCGAUCUGGGUGUCCAACUCCCGCUUCAUAUCAGUCUCUCUAGACCAGUGGUUCUUCGCACUGAACAGAGACAGCCUUUCAUGGAUAUGUUUCAAACGGCUCUUCAAGAGUCUACAGUCCCAGUAUUCUCUGUCAGCCCUUACAGCCUCGACUGGGUCUCUAAUUACGAAAGGACGCGGUGGUUCCUCGUCCUACGGCUAACAAAGCCCGCUAAGGAUAACUUGAACCGUCUCCUCGGCCUGUCAAAUCGCUCCUUAGCUCACUUUGGCCAACCACCGCUGUAUGCGGCUAGCUCGGCUGGCCCAGUUCACAGACAUGGACGACAUGAAAGUGUCAAACCAGAUACACAGCCCGAAGACUUUUCUCCCUGUUUCCAUAUCUCCCUCGCCUGGACAUUGACAGAACCAACGCCGGAGCAGAAAAAGAAAAUUGAGGCUAUAGAUCUUCGCCGCUUGCAAAGUCUGAGCAUUCACUUUGACUGUGUGAAGGUCAAAAUUGGGAACAAUAUCUCGAGCAUACCCCUUUUGACUUACUGCGCCGAGGUCGCGCGACCUGUGUCCCAAGAUGAGCUUCUCCACCAACCCCUACCCCCUUUUUCAUAUUUCGCCGAGGCUAUGACGCUGGCCUCUCCUAAAGAGCUGCUAGAGAGGUACACGGACUUGGAACUGGCUCAUCACAUUGUAUCCUCGCCGCCGUGCGCGUUUCCCUCGCGGGUAUACAACCUCUUCUCGACUUUCAUAGCCAAGCGUUUUGAGGAUGCUUUGAAGGCUACCGAAGUCGCCAUCCAGCUUGGGAUCCGCUGUCCUUCCGUACGAAAUAUAAUCAAGAACCGAGGGAAUGCUUAUAUUAUUAUGGAUCGGGUCGAGGGAACUACAUUGGACGUGGCCUGGAAGGAACUGGGCUGGUUCAUGACAGUUAGCCUUGGUCUACAGCUUCGCCGCUUCGUGAAACUCUCAGAUCUAUCACCUCACCAACUGCCGGAUCGCUCGUGA
Molecule: messenger RNA, 1359 nt
Organism: Aspergillus lentulus
Lineage: Eukaryota; Fungi; Ascomycota; Eurotiomycetes; Eurotiales; Aspergillaceae
Source: RefSeq, a predicted model, not a curated record